Drosophila ficusphila is the source of this 504-nucleotide messenger RNA. RefSeq lists its product as uncharacterized. The record is from RefSeq and is a predicted model, not a curated record. The transcript has a single exon. Bases 62 to 340 code for a protein of 92 amino acids. NCBI's taxonomy places the organism in Eukaryota, Metazoa, Arthropoda, Insecta, Diptera, Drosophilidae.
UCAAGCUGAAACGAAGCUCCUUUUCCAAAUUUUAAGCUAUAAAAUAAAUUAUUUUCACAAGAUGUGUUUCAAUGAACUUAAGGAGAGAAGUCUUCUUCCAGAAUGCCGCAUUGCAAACCGUGUGCACCUAUUUUCCCUGCUGCAAUCCCUCCAGGAACAGCAACUUCGACCGGAGGAUGUGGAUGUCCAGUUGCGGGAUCGCUACGAUGUAUUCCGCCAGGUUCUGCCCAAUUACCCACUGCCCGAACUGGAAAACUCCCUACUGCAUUCAGUCUCGGUCUCCGUGGACUCGGAAUCAUCUGGCGACGGAACCAGCGAUACCAGCCUGGAAUCCAACUAAAGUCGUAUCGACAGGAUGGAGUCGCAACACUAACUUCAUCGCAACGAACUCGAAAUAUUCUCAUAAAAGUGAAAUUAUCUUUUUGGCUAAAUGUCUGCCAAGUGGCGUUAAACGUAACGAAAGUAAAAACCGACCAUUAAAUGUUAAACAGUAAAAAAAGAAAA